AAUGUAACAUUUGAGAGAGCAGGCAGCAGAGCAGACCGCGCACAGAGCAGGAAUGGGUAGCUUGUCACGUACAUAACAGCACGGGGGAGCAGGCUCAGCAGUGCCACCUCCCUAUACCGCUCAUUCAGGAUUUAUACUGAGCUGCAGCUCCGGGAUAUAGGGACGUACCAGUUGAGCUACUUCUCCAGCAGGUAAGGCACCCUGCCAGAACAAACCUAUAUGCUGUACUGUCUUCACCGCGUCCUUUGUCUGCCGAUUAUCCACAAGAUUUGGCUGAGAACAUGGAGGGCACUUUGCAGCUAAUGGAUACUGGAUCUGAAAAUGAUUGUUCGGUGAAGAUCCCAUGUACAGGAAUGAAUUGCCCAGAUUCUGAGGACGGAGAGUUCCCCAAACAAUCGGAUAAAAUUCCUCCAGUAAAGCCAUGUUUCAAAAAAAAGCAAGCACAAAAAAUGUUAAAUGCAGACACUAUCCAUGCCUUGCGGCCAAUAUUUAGUAGUUUUUUGGGGUCUGGUACUCUUGAUGGAAUAUUUGUGUCCAGGAAUCAGACUGGGAAUACUAGCAAUUUAUGUGAGCCCCUUGUAAAAAAGGAAUUGGGUAUGGAACAGCAAUGUCCUCAGGCCAAUACGACGAUACCAGGGGAUCCAAGCCUUGGACCUGUGACAGAUCACCCAUCCUCUAUAACAAACGAACAAGACAAUAUUGGAGAAUGCCUACCAAAUGUAAUUGAAACUCCUGUACCAGCAUUUCCUUCAGACAACUCUAGUCCCACUGACAGUAACACUGCUAAUGGAUCUUUCCAGGAUCUCUUACAAACAAACUCAAACGAUUCCACCAUUCCAGACUGCCUGGACAAGAUUUUAGAAAAUUCUUCAUCUGGGCUGUUUCAAGAUAAUAGCUGUAUGGACCAAUUCAAUUUAAGCCAAAAUAACAACUCAAACUCUGGGAUAUUUGAAGACAAAACUGAGGAGGCAUCUCUGCUGCUUGUAUUUGAACUUUUGAAUCAGCUACAAUAUCAUAUCCAUCAAAGGGAUGGGGUAGACAUUUGUGUGGAUUUUUUACAGGGUUUGUGCUUUUAUGGUAAGGAUUGCCAAAAACAUCAUACAGUAUUGCCUUAUCACUGGCAAGUUAGGAGAAUCUCCACCGGCAUCUGGCAGAGUGUGAAUGAUGAUUCACAGGAGCAUAUGGAAAGACUGUAUUGCAGCCCAGAUAGUGACAGAAUCAAAAUGAGAUAUCAGGGGCAGGAUUUCCUGGUAGACUUGAACUGUAUGAGCAUAUACGAAUCUCUUGAAUUUGACCAAAUCAGGCGACUUUCUACACCGUCAACCACUGGUGCAUCUUCUAAUUAUCACACUGUCUGGAAGUAUUUUUGCAGAGACCAUUUUGGGUGGAGAGAAUAUUCAGAGCCUGUUGUGAAACUAAUAGAAGAGGCCAACUGCAGAGGGCUAAAAGAGGUCCGCUUUGUUACAUGGCACAACCAAUACAUAUUGAAUAUAAAAGAUGGAUUUCAGCAGAAUGCUUGCUUCCGAAAGGAAAUCAAAAGGCGGCCUUUAUUCCGAUCAUCUGUCAUGCUUUUGCCACAUUUACAGACACUUAGUGGAUUAUCGUCAUCCUCACCAACAAUGACGGACUCUUUGCAUAUUUUAUCACCCGUUGCCAUCACAUCUCCAAAUUUUUAUCCAGAAACAUGGGUCCCCAUGGAUUCUUCUCAAGAGUUUGUUCAAGUGCCUAUGGCCAAGGAAGACAAAAGCUACAGAACGGUUUACACACUUUUUCAUAAAACUGUGCCAGAGACCAAGUUCCGAAUUCUUAAGAUAAUGCGUGUCCAGAAUCUGUUCCUGUGGGAAAAAUAUAAAAGGAAGAAAGAAUUCAUGGCAAGGAAAAUGACGGGACUAGAUAGGAUCAUGAACGAAAGACACUUGUUCCACGGGACCUCCCAAGAUGUUGUAGAUGGGAUCUGCAAACACAACUUUGACCCACGUGUGUGUGGAAAACACGCCACCAUGUUCGGCCAAGGCAGUUACUUUGCCAGGAAAUCAAGCUACUCUCAUAAUUUUUCCAAACGAUCCCCAAAAGGAGUUCACUAUAUGUUUCUGGCUAAAGUAUUAACAGGAAGAUAUGUGGUUGGAAAUCACACAAUGAGGAGGCCUCCACCGUUAAACCCAGGGAGCAUGACCAGCGACCUCUAUGACUCUUGCGUGGACAAUUUCUUUGAACCCCAAAUCUUUGUAAUAUUUAAUGACGACCAGAGUUAUCCUUAUUUUAUUAUUCAGUAUGAAGAAGUUAGUAACACUGUUUCCAUUUAAAGAAGUGAAUGCUGCUUAACUAUUACUUAGGAAUUGUUAUUUAAAUUUCUGAAAAGAACACAGAACUCUACAAAUUCUGUGAGAUGGAAAAUGACCAAGUGUGCACUUGUUGCUAAAUUAUGUGCAUAAUGUAAAUAUGUUUUUCAUUGUAAAAUUGUGUGCCUUUUUGUUAAUAAAACACUAUUUAUGUGAAUAAA
Bombina bombina (fire-bellied toad) is the source of this 2500-nucleotide messenger RNA. It is a transcript of the gene TIPARP, whose product is annotated as TCDD inducible poly(ADP-ribose) polymerase. The transcript has 6 exons. Bases 282 to 2303 code for a protein of 673 amino acids. The record is from RefSeq and is a predicted model, not a curated record. NCBI's taxonomy places the organism in Eukaryota, Metazoa, Chordata, Amphibia, Anura, Bombinatoridae. Gene Ontology annotation, molecular function: NAD+ poly-ADP-ribosyltransferase activity; zinc ion binding.